AGACCGGCCCAUCAGAGUUUGUCAGCCAUACCGGAAAGCUUGUCUGUGCGCUCGUAUUGUUCAGUCUAUCACGGUACUACGGUAGAGAUCCCAAAUCAAUCUUUCUUCAGUGGCCUCAGAUCAGAAACUGAGACACCCAAAAUAUGGAGUACAGAAAAAUCAAAGAUCAGGAUAAAGAUGGGGAUGGUGGUGGAGACGACAUAGAGAGCUCAAGAGGGAAAGCUCAUGCAGUGAGUAAUGUGGAUAUUGAGCGCACCAAGUGGAAGCGCAAGUAUGUCCGUUGUUACGCUCGCAUUGACUGUUCUUACGAGUUCGCAAGCGAUACUUAUUGUGUGGUCUAAGAGAGCUGGAAAGUAUGAGUAUAGUGUUACCACUGCAAAUUUUAUGGUGGAGACUUUGAAAUGUGCAUUAUCACUUGCAGCCUUGACAAGAAUCUGGAGAAGUGAAGGUGUUACAGAAGAUAACAGGUUGAAUACGACAUUGGAUGAAGUUAUUGUGUUCCCCAUUCCUGCAGCACUUUACCUAGUCAAAAACUUGCUUCAGUAUUACAUCUUUGCGUAUGUCGAUGCGCCAGGUUAUCAGAUACUGAAGAACCUGAAUAUUAUCAGUACCGGUGUUCUAUACAGAAUUAUACUUAAGAAGAAGUUGAGCGAGAUUCAAUGGGCAGCUUUCAUUCUACUAUGUGCUGGGUGCACCACAGCUCAGCUAAAAUCAAAUUCAGAUCAUGUUCUUCAAACUCCUUUUCAAGGUUGGGUGAUGGCCAUUGUCAUGGCACUAUUGAGUGGUUUUGCAGGAGUAUAUACCGAGGCCAUAAUUAAAAAGCGUCCUACGAGAAACAUAAAUGUGCAGAACUUCUGGUUGUAUAUCUUUGGAAUGAUCUUCAAUGCCGCUGCUAUACUGGUCCAAGAUUUUGAUGCAGUGAUGAAUAAGGGAUUCUUCCAUGGAUACUCGUUUAUUACAGUUCUCAUGAUUCUCAACCAUGCACUCAGUGGAAUUGCUGUAUCAAUGGUAAUGAAGUAUGCCGACAAUAUUGUGAAGGUGUACUCUACUUCAGUAGCAAUGCUUCUCACAGCUCUUGUUUCUGUCUUUUUGUUUGGCUUUGAUCUUUCGCUUGCCUUCUUCCUUGGCUCAACUGUGGUAUCUGUUGCGGUAUAUCUACAUUCUGCUGGGAAGCUGCAAAGAUAGCCUCGUGCCCUCUCUACCCAAGUUUUUUUAAUAUCCGUGUAAAGGCUCAUGUGCUAUGAUUCUUUCUUUCUUUAUUUUCCUUCUCUAUAAUGUUGCUUUAGAAUAGACCAUCAUGAAAUUAAGAAUACAUGUAAUUUUCAGUCAAUUGAUUUAAUAUCAGUAAUCUAACAAUUCUGCUUUCCAGUGUUUGCUUCAAAAGUUCAAAUUUCUUGUAAAACCAAAUGAAAGUGGU
Messenger RNA from Corylus avellana, 1417 nucleotides. RefSeq names its product CMP-sialic acid transporter 2. Lineage: Eukaryota; Viridiplantae; Streptophyta; Magnoliopsida; Fagales; Betulaceae. Gene Ontology annotation, cellular component: Golgi membrane. Gene Ontology annotation, biological process: pyrimidine nucleotide-sugar transmembrane transport. The record is from RefSeq and is a predicted model, not a curated record. Gene Ontology annotation, molecular function: pyrimidine nucleotide-sugar transmembrane transporter activity.